Messenger RNA from Vigna umbellata (rice bean), 1135 nucleotides. The record is from RefSeq and is a predicted model, not a curated record. NCBI's taxonomy places the organism in Eukaryota, Viridiplantae, Streptophyta, Magnoliopsida, Fabales, Fabaceae.
UUUUUGCACAGAAUUGGGCUUCUUUUGGUUGGGUCACGAAACCCAUUUGUCUUACCACUGAGAGCGGGAGAGGAGGCGAAGGUGAGAGUCUCCAGAGAGGAACAUUGGAGCAAACCCCAAUCCUCUUCUUCCUCAAUUUUCGUCUGCUCUUCAAACUCGAAUGAAAACCACCACCAUUCUUCCCACUUUGUUUUCUCUUUUGCUUCAAAACCCGUAAACCCUAGGAUAAAGGGGGAAGCAACCUAGAGUGUAGAGCGUCGGAAAACAAAGGCGAAUCGUGAGCAAUCGAGAGCGUGGAAGUGGAGAGCGAGAGGUGUUCAAAGAGUUUCGCGUCGAGGGUUUUAGCGUGAGGAGAAUUCUUACCAGUGAAAGAGACGAAGGAUAGAAAUGGAUCUUCUGUGGAAUGCUUAUUCUAAUGUCUCAGAUGACGAAGAACAACCCAAACGGCAAAGACUAUCAUCCUCUUCCUCUAAUCUGCCAAAACGACAUCUUCCUUUGCUGUCUCCUCCUUUAUUCCACCGAACGCAAUCUCCCAUUCCGGGAAGUUAUAUAUCAAAACGACAACGCGCUCUGAUGGGUCCCACCCCUGUCCCUCUUCUUGAUCCCGUUCCUGUUCCAUCUCCCGUCAUGCUACCAGGUAGUAUCUCAGUUACUGAUGUACAGCAUAAUAUUUUGUCAUUGUUGAAAAGUAAAGCAAAGGAUCAUCAAAGCCAAAACCUGAUAUCUGAAAAGCUAUCUGCAACUUUAUCCGGGCAUACUAGUGCAGUCAAUGCUAUACAUUGGUCAUCAACUCAUGGUAUGCUCUCUUUGUUGACAAACUCUUCCCUUGUAUUGUAUGUGUUAUAUGCUACGGUCUUAAUAAGAAAUGAUUUUCCUCAGUUGUUUCUUGUUAAUUGUUAUACAUAGAGAAGAUUAGGAGAAAUCUCCCUUGUGUUCUUUGCAUACACAUAGGGUAGUUUAUUUAUAAUGUAAGAUAUGGGCCAAGGCCGUUAAUACAGAAUGGGCUGAGACCAAUUAACAUAAACACACAUCUUAACAUCUAACACUCCCCCUCAAGCUGGAGCAUAUAAAUCAUAUGUUCCAAGCUUGUUACAAAGAUAGUUAAUUCUAGGUCCUCGUAAAGAUUUAGUGAAUA